This is a messenger RNA of Hirsutella rhossiliensis, 1017 nucleotides long. RefSeq names its product septin domain-containing protein. The record is from RefSeq and is a predicted model, not a curated record. Lineage: Eukaryota; Fungi; Ascomycota; Sordariomycetes; Hypocreales; Ophiocordycipitaceae. The coding region runs from base 1 to 1017 and encodes 338 amino acids. Gene Ontology annotation, biological process: cytoskeleton-dependent cytokinesis. The transcript is spliced from 3 exons. Gene Ontology annotation, cellular component: septin complex; microtubule cytoskeleton; septin ring. Gene Ontology annotation, molecular function: GTPase activity; GTP binding; molecular adaptor activity.
AUGGCGACCAUGCCUCCGAGCACCAUGGUGCCCAACAGCCACGUCGGCUUUGACAGCAUCACGACCCAGAUCGAGAAGAAGCUGUUGAAGCGCGGCUUCCAGUUCAACGUCAUCUGCGUCGGCCAGACUGGGCUGGGCAAGUCCACCUUGAUCAACACCAUCUUCGCCUCGCACCUCAUCGACUCCAAGGGUCGCCUGCAGCCCGACGAGCCAAUCCGCUCCACCACCGAGAUCCAGGCCGUUUCCAACAUCAUUGAGGAGAACGGCGUCCGACUGAGGCUUAACAUCGUCGACACCCCCGGCUACGGUGACCUCGUCAACAACGACCGAUGCUGGGAUCCCAUCGUCAAGUACAUAAAGGAUCAGCACUCCGCUUACCUGCGCAAGGAGCUCACGGCCCAGCGCGAGCGCUACAUCCAGGACACUCGCAUCCACUGCUGCCUCUUCUUCAUCCAGCCAUCCGGCCACUCCCUCAAGCCUAUCGAUAUUGUCGUCUUGAAGAAGCUCUCGGAUGUUGUCAACGUCGUGCCCGUCAUCGCCAAGGCUGACACACUCACCGCCGAUGAGCGCCUGGCCUUCAAGGAGCGCAUCAAGGAGGAGUUUGCCUUCCACAACCUCAAGAUGUUCCCCUACGACAAUGAAGAAUUUGACGAGGAGGAGCGUGCCUUGAACGGCAAGAUCAAGAGCCUUGUACCCUUUGCCGUUGUCGGGUCUGAAAAGUCCAUCAUCGUCAACGGCCAGCAAGUCCGUGGCCGCCAAAACAGGUGGGGCGUCAUCAAUGUCGAGGACGAGAACCAUUGCGAAUUCGUCUACCUGCGCAACUUCCUGCUUCGAACCCACCUGCAGGAUCUUAUCGAGACCACGUCGCAGACCCACUAUGAAACCUUCCGCGCGAAACAGCUGCUGGCCCUCAAGGAGAGCAGCGCGCACGGCGGCGGGAGCAGCCGACCCAUUAGCCCCGCUGCUGACCGUGAACUGAGCCGCAGCUCGCAACGAAUGGCCAUGAAUGGCUACUAG